Molecule: messenger RNA, 1564 nt
Organism: Rhipicephalus microplus (southern cattle tick)
Lineage: Eukaryota; Metazoa; Arthropoda; Arachnida; Ixodida; Ixodidae
Gene: PolD2
Product: DNA polymerase delta subunit 2
Biological process (GO): DNA strand elongation involved in DNA replication; DNA replication
Cellular component (GO): delta DNA polymerase complex
Molecular function (GO): DNA binding
Source: RefSeq, a predicted model, not a curated record
CACGAGCAUGGUGCGCGCCACCGAAUAGCGCGCGUAAUUGGUCGUUCGCGCCGUUUUAGCUCGUUGAAUGGUAAUAUCAUCGCUGGACCGUAACAAGCAAUCGUUUCGUGCCAAAAAAAAAUGCCCAUGGCUGUUGACGGAAAGCUGACCGAGGUGAAGUACACGCGGCCGGAGUGCGCUUUCUGCGAUCUCAGCCAGCAGUUCACGCUGCCUGAUCGCACCUUCAACCGGCAGUACGCCGCAUUCUACUGCGCCCGGUACAAGGCCGUGCGUGCCGUUCUCGAAGACCGCGCCAGAGAAAAAUGGGGCAAGCUCGACGUUCCAAUCACAACCUUGUGCGACCUCAUCGAGGACAAGAGGUCGGUCGUUGUGGGCACGCUUUUCAAGAUCAUGGAACUCCAGCCCAGCAUCUUGAAAGAAAUCAGCGAGGAGCACCACAUUGCACCGCAGCCACAACGGAGCCAUUUCACCGACAAUGCCGACUCGCUUGUUCUCGAAGAUGACAAACAACGGCUUGCGCUUUCUGGGAACAUUGACGUUCACACUCACGUCACAGGUGUUCCGAUUGCUGUGCUCGGUCGGGUGGGAACAGACGGUCGCUUCGCCGUGGAGGACUUCUGCUACGCUGAGCCACCGGAACAGAUCAAGAGGCCACUCUUCAAGUCUGACAUGUUCAUACUCUUGGUCUCAGGCGUGGGGCUAACCGAAAAGGCGGACAGUCUGCUGCCCUUCCAGCUGCUCAUCGAUUAUGUGUCGGGCUUCCUUGGCUGCGACGCCGACCAGGAGAGGGCGUCGCACGUCGUCCGCGUCAUCCUUGCCGGCAACAGUCUGCGGCAGAAGGGCUCGAGCAAGGACAUGUCUCGGGCCAAGUUCACUGUUCGCAAGGAGUCGUCGGCAGAUGCCAGUGUGGCAAAGCUUCUUGACCGCCUUCUAGAGCAACUUUCGCAUUCCGUGGAGGUGGACGUCAUGCCUGGCCUCUCCGAUCCUGCUGCCAGCCUGCUUCCGCAGCAGCCCAUGCACCCGUGCCUCUUUCCCGGUGCUUCCCAGCGAGCCUCGUUACGAUGCGUCACCAACCCUUACCAGUUUGAGCUGGACGGCUUGAGAGUGCUGGGAACGUCUGGACAGAACGUGACGGACGUCCAGCGCUACAGUCAACUCACCUGCCCUCUGGAGAUCAUGGAGAAGACACUGCAGUGGCGUCACCUGGCACCAACGUGUCCAGACACACUGUCCUGCUACCCGUUCACGGAUCAAGACCCCUUCAUUCUGGAUUCUUGCCCGCACGUUUACUUUGUGGGCAACCAGAACAAGUUUGCCACCAAGCUUUACAAGAGUGAGCAAGGGCAAGCAGUGCGUCUUGUGGCCGUACCAUCUUUCUGCAAGACAUUCACCUGCGUAUGGCUGAACAUGAGGACCCUUGAGUGCGAACCAAUGAGCUUUGAUGUUAAUCCGUAAUGUGAAAUCUGUGGCCAAAUUUUAGAUUUCCGUAUUGAUUUUGCUAUGCUUUGCGUUAUAUAUUUACAAUGAAAUAAACCAUGGGAUACGUGUGUGCCUUGCUAUUGAA